CACUAAGGGUGGCCGGAAGUAACGUGAGGCCAGUACAUGCUAAGGGAACUAACUACAUUUCGCUGAUAAAAACACUCAGGAACAUGUUUAUAGAUCUCAACAAUAUACUCGACAUUGACGAGAAGCAGCCUCCAGAUAGAAUAAGUAUUUCAAUCUCUUCUUCCCAGACUGACAAUGGAUUUUUGAUUCACCAUUUCUUGUCCCUGUAUAUACGGAAUGGAUAUAAUGUUUGUAUGGUCUCCUUCACGCAGUCUUUCUCUCACUAUAACAACGUAGGUCAAAAGCUAGGUGUUAAUAUAACUGCAGCAAGAGACAACGGUACCUUGAUCUUUAUUGAUGGACUCAAGCUUAUAAAUGAGUGUUUGUUUGCAUCGCCUGGUGAUUCUGGUGGGGUUGAGAAAAACCCUUUCUCUUUUGUUUCUGAUCCAAAGCCAGAUUUGAAAAAUUUGUAUGACCAUAUCAAACAAACUAUAACAUCAUUUUCAUCGCACAGUACUGUACCAACGCUACUACUGAUGGACGAUUUGGGAAUAUUGACUGAUCUUGGAGUUCCAGUCUUGGCAGUAGGAGAUUUGAUGAUGUACCUUCGGAACUUCAUGACUUCAGCUCAAACUUUGAGAAGUGGCUGUCUAGUCAGUGUGGUACAAGCGGACAAAGAUGCUGCAGAUGAGGAGCAUGAAUUGCUGUUAACCCGACUUGCCCACAACAGUGACAUGAUGCUGCAUUGUAAAAGCCUGAAUAGCGGUUACUGUAAAGAUGUACAUGGGGAGCUACUGGUAACAUGGCUUGAUCCAAAACAGAACUAUCCCUUCACAUCCAGAGCAAAACGGAUGCAGUUCAAAAUUAUGGACAAAACUGUAUCAUUUUUUGCAGCUGGGAUGUCUUCAGCUGUGCUUUAGAGACCUCGAGCAAGUCAAGAGUUUUCGCAUUAAGGUUAACAUAUGUAUUUGACUAUUGAUUACUAUUUUGGUUACUGUUUUGAUGACUCAGUUUCGUCAGUAGGCAGAAAUAUUAUCAAUACUGAAAGAAUAAACUUUAAAAAAAUUGAUGAAAUCAAUUUUUGAAGGUGAUAGCAUUUAUGAAGACAGUUUUGUAUAAACAUUCAUAUAGCUGUACAACUGUCACCUCAGUUUUAAAGAGUGUCAGUAUGAUUCUGCCGUUUCCAACACAGUGCAAAACAUAAGGCACAGUGUCCAAUUAUUUUAUAAACUUUGGGUUAAAGAUUAUUGUGUCAAAAAGUGAAGGACAUUGUAAAUGUUUAAUGAAAUAAAUGGAAUGAUUACUG
Messenger RNA from Lingula anatina, 1285 nucleotides. Its product is annotated as elongator complex protein 6. Gene Ontology annotation, biological process: tRNA wobble uridine modification. The record is from RefSeq and is a predicted model, not a curated record. Gene Ontology annotation, cellular component: elongator holoenzyme complex. Lineage: Eukaryota; Metazoa; Brachiopoda; Lingulata; Lingulida; Lingulidae.